UCCUCUGCCCCGCGUCUCUAAACGGCGCUGAGGCUCCGCGCGCGCACUGCCCUGACCAGCAGCAGCUCAGCGUGCACGCGAGCGGACAUAUCGCGCUCCUGUUUUAUGUUUAAAAUACAGGGAUUUGCUUUCUUCCUUUUUUUUUAUUAUCACAUCCGAGACGCCGCGUCGUGUCUGUCGGUGAAAAGGGAUUAAAAACAAACACGGACUUGCUUUAUUGUAUUUUUUGUUGUCGUUUUAGGGGAAAAGUUUUUUUCCAAGUCGCUCGCGCACGUUUUUUUUGGUUUAAAAACUAAAAGGCGUCUCGCGCAGCAGCAGCACGCGACGUGACCGUUGAAACUUUUUUUUCUGCCGCUUCUCUCCGCGCUGCCUGAGGAACCCGAGUGAGGAGUCAGUCAGGAGGUGGACGGAGAGAGUGGGGGGAAAAAAGCUUACAAAGUGUCCUCGAAAGUCGAGUUUGGAUGGUAGGAAGCGGGUUGGAGACGCUUUCGGAGUUUUCUGCACUCGUUUUGCGCGUUUUUGUGCGUUUUUUUCCUUGCGGCGCCUUUGUCCUGAAAGAAAAACGAGGCGUCGUUUAAUCGACUCCUCCACUUGACUCGGCUCCUUCGACUCGACUCCCCUUUCCAUCACAGCCGAGAAGUUGCACUCGACUCCUUCAACUCGACCCGACUCCCUCCAUCACAGCCCAUAAGUUUCUCUCGACUCUUGGCGACACUUUUCAGCGGCUUCUCUUUAUUUCUAAAGUUGUUCCCAACGAGCUGGAUUUUCACCCGUAGUCAUGGACAGGUUGGAUUUCGUUUCUAAGGAUUAUUACUGAAAUACUGGGGUUUUUUCCCAUCUUUUUCCCCUCCAUGCUCCCCGAGAACUGAGCUACAGCACGUUGUUGUUUUUAAUACAGCGAGCUACAGUUCCAAUUUUUUUUGGUGGGAUUUUAGCGCCUGAAAAAACACACUCGUACAAGCACACACACGCACCCAGAGCCAACAUGCCGCAGUUGAACGGGGGCGGAGGAGACGAGCUCGGGGCGAACGACGAGAUGAUCUCGUUUAAGGACGAGGGCGAGCAGGAGGACAAGACGGCCGAGAGCGUGUCCGCCGACAGGGACCUGGACGACGUGAAGUCGUCGCUGGUGAACGAGUCGGAGAAUAACAGCAGCUCGUCGGAUUCCGAGUCGACCGAGAGACGCCCCCAGCCUCGCCCCGACAUAGAAAGUUACGAAAAAGCCAGAGAGUGUUUCAACGAAGCGCUGAGGAGACAGCAAGAUGGAGGAGGCCUUUUUAAGAGCCCGCACUACCCGGGUUACCCGUUCCUUAUGCUCCCGGACCUGGCAAGCCCGUAUUUAUCGAAUGGGGCUCUGUCUCCCACCGCCAGGACCUAUCUGCAGAUGAAAUGGCCUCUACUGGACAUGCCAAGCUCGGCAGCGCUGAAGGACUCCAGAUCACCCACACCAGGACAUUUGUCUAAUAAGGUUCCUGUAGUGCAGCAUGCCCACAUGCACCCCCUGACCCCCCUCAUCACCUACAGUAAUGAUCACUUUCCCCCGGCGACGCCGCCUGCGCACCUCUCCCCAGAGCUCUUGGACCCCAAGACAGGUAUCCCACGGACUCCUCACCCCUCUGAGCUGUCUCCAUAUUACCCCCUGUCUCCUGGGACUGUGGGGCAGAUCCCUCACCCUUUGGGCUGGCUUGUCCCACAACAAGCACAGCCCAUGUACUCCAUUCCUCCCGGAGGGUUCCGCCACCCGUACCCCGCGCUCGCUAUGAACGCUUCCAUGUCCAGUUUGGUGUCGAGCCGUUUUCCUCCUCACGUUGUGCCUCAUCAUCCUCACAGCCUUCAUCAGACAGGAAUCCCUCAUCCUGCUAUAGUCUCCCCUGCCAUCAAACAGGAACCCAACGGAGAGCUGAGUCCUGCCUCACACACGAAGUCUCCAGGGCCGGCUAAGAAGGAGGAAGAGAAGAAGCCACACAUUAAAAAGCCCCUGAACGCCUUCAUGCUGUAUAUGAAGGAGAUGAGGGCCAAGGUGGUGGCCGAGUGCACGCUCAAAGAAAGCGCCGCAAUCAAUCAAAUACUAGGCAGGAGGUGGCACUCUCUGUCCCGGGAAGAACAGGCCAAAUACUACGAGCUGGCCAGGAAAGAGCGACAGCUUCACUCUCAGCUCUACCCCGGCUGGUCCGCACGAGAUAACUAUGGCAAGCGGAAGAAGAGGAAGAGAGACAACAAGGCCGAAUCAGCAGCAGAAGAUUACUCCGCACGGAAUAAGAAGCCUUGUGUGCAGUACCUCCCUCAGGAGAAGAUGAUCGACAGCCCGGCGUCCUCUCACGGCAGCAUGCUGGACUCCCCGGCCACACCCUCGGCCGCCCUUGCCUCGCCCGCCGCGCCCGCCCCCACUCACUCUGAGCAGGCCCAGCCGCUAUCGCUCACCACCAAACCCGAGCGCCAUCAUCCUCACUUCUCUCUGAUCUCCAAACCUUCAUCAUCCUCAUCCUCCUCUUCUUCUGCUUCCAUUUCAUCCUCCUCUUCUUCCUCUUCUUUCACCUCCUCUUCCUCCUCCCACCCUAGCAUCUCUCUCGCCAUCAGCUCCUCAGGCAGUCAUUCGACCCCGCAUCUUCUCUCCCGGCCAAUCCCUUUCGCUUCCCUGCACCCCUCCCUCUUGUCUCCACCCUCGCCGUUCCACCAGGCCGCUUUACACUCCCAUCACGCCCUGUUCCAGACGCAGCCGCUCUCCUUGGUAACCAAAUCAGCCGACUGAGCUUAGAGCUUAAACUCUGUUUUUUUUUUUUAUUCAAUAUUUCUGCUUUAAACAUGCUGUACAUUGCAUUUUAUACCCCCUCCCCCCACCCCUGUUCACAUAGACGUCAGGUUAACUUUUUUGAUAAGCGAAAAGUAAAUGAAUAUUAUUGGUCAAUAUUUGAUCACCUGCUUUUCUGUGUCUCUCUCUAUGAAAGUGUAUUUUUUUUUGUAAAGUCUACUUUGGAACUGGUUUCUUAUUUGAUACAGUUAUCCAGCAAAAAAAACAAAACAAAAAAAAAACAACUCAUUGUAUAAAGUUAUUACUUGUAUUAAAAACUUCUUUAAUAAGACGAGAAGGAACAAAAAAAAUCUUAAAAGCAUACAUGUAAUUAAUGGUAGUUUUGAAGUUUAAUUCUUAGUACCGCCCGUUUAUUAGAAGGCUUUUGAGACGGAAUUCCCCUCCAGUUUUGAAGUGUGUGAACUUGAUAAAUAAAAACUUGUAAAUUGUUUUUAGAAA
Molecule: messenger RNA, 3247 nt
Organism: Silurus meridionalis
Lineage: Eukaryota; Metazoa; Chordata; Actinopteri; Siluriformes; Siluridae
Gene: tcf7l1b
Product: transcription factor 7 like 1b
Exons: 12
Coding region: 986-2749 (587 amino acids)
Biological process (GO): regulation of transcription by RNA polymerase II; generation of neurons; canonical Wnt signaling pathway
Cellular component (GO): beta-catenin-TCF complex
Molecular function (GO): DNA-binding transcription factor activity, RNA polymerase II-specific; RNA polymerase II cis-regulatory region sequence-specific DNA binding
Source: RefSeq, a predicted model, not a curated record